AUGUUCUCCGACCCAGUUAAAAGGAUAAACACUGGCGCCGACCUUGCCAAUUUCAGAAGGUCCCAAGCCUUACUGAGAAUACAGGAGACUCUCUUCAGCACCAUUGAAAAAAUUAAGCUGGUGCCGGUUCCCCUGGGUAUACUCCAAGCAGCAAUUAUUACCAAGGGCUCUACUGAAGAAUUGAUUCAUGUUCAGCUGCCAUCCACAGAGUACCAAGACACUGUGAAUAAGUUCAGCAAACCCAUCCAAGGGUUGAUGGCGGUUCUUGACCAUCUAGAUCACUUAUUGACAGAAACUCCUCCAGCUAAGGGCCCUCGUCGUUUCGGCAACUUGGAGUGUCGCAAGUGGCAUGAUAAGGUAUCCUCAUCUCUUGAUGAAGCUCUUAGAACGCAUUUAUACCCCUACUAUAGCGGAAAGGAUCCAGAUGGGUUUUUCUCCGAGGCCAAAUGUUACUUGGCUAAUGCAUUUGGUCUGAAGAUGAGACUUGACUAUGGCACCGGACAUGAGCUUCUGUAUAUGGCAUUCGUGGGGGCGUUGGUUAGAAAUGGAGUAAUCGAUUGGUCUUCGGUGCUGGCGGAGGAAGUGAUAUCCAUUUAUUCUCGAUACUUUGACGUUGCGCGUCGCUUGAUCCUUGUAUAUAACCUAGAGCCUGCUGGUCUGCAUGGUGUGUGGGGCUUAGAUGAUCAUUUCCACUUGAUGUAUAUUCUUGGUGCUGCUCAAUUCGUUGACAAUCGCAGUGCUCCUCUGGUAUCGCAGGUACUUCAGCUGCAAGUCAUCUCGCGAUUUCGGUUACUGAAUCUCUACGUCAACGCAGUUGGAUUUAUUUAUACCAUCAAGCUGGGCCCAUUUAACGAACAUCUGCCAAUUGUUUAUGAUAUCCACAGUACAGUGACAUUGUGGUCAAAAGUGCUUCAGGGAUUAGUGCGAAUGUAUGAGGCGGAGGUUAUCAGCAAAUUUCCUGUCGUACAGCAUUUCUGGUUUGGUGGGGAAUUGUACCCUUGGAAAGACCAGCUGGGGUCCGCCUUGCCGCAAAGUGAGGCAAUCGAGUCAUCUGAAACGGGAAUGCCUCCGUCUAUAAACGUUCAUACCACGCGGAAUAAUAUUUCCAUGACGGGGGCUCCAUGGGCUCGACGUUAA
Molecule: messenger RNA, 1137 nt
Organism: Diutina rugosa
Lineage: Eukaryota; Fungi; Ascomycota; Pichiomycetes; Serinales; Debaryomycetaceae
Gene: RRD1
Product: peptidylprolyl isomerase
Exons: 1
Coding region: 1-1137 (378 amino acids)
Biological process (GO): mitotic spindle organization
Cellular component (GO): nucleus; cytoplasm; protein phosphatase type 2A complex
Molecular function (GO): protein tyrosine phosphatase activator activity; peptidyl-prolyl cis-trans isomerase activity
Source: RefSeq, a predicted model, not a curated record